This is a messenger RNA of Phytomonas sp. Hart1, 781 nucleotides long. Lineage: Eukaryota; Euglenozoa; Kinetoplastea; Trypanosomatida; Trypanosomatidae. The record is from the annotation of a GenBank genome assembly.
AUGCGGCGAAUGAUGGGGUUCGCACGGGGGGUGGGGUGGAAUAAUUCAUCAGGCGGAGAGGACCUCGAGCCUCUCGCGGCGCGGCCUCGAAGGGGCAUUUCCGGACAGCUGCCCGUCGGCGGCCCGGGCGAAGGCCCGGGCUGGGAGCUCCGCCGCGGCCACCACCUCCAGGCGAGUGCGGGGCUCCAUUCAGCGAUUCCAACGGCCUGCGGGCGCCUUUUCAACCCGCAGAUUUACCACGAAAUCCUCCACGCCUGCUGUGAUCAUCGCUGGCUGCUCGCGAUUCAGCGGGAGCUGAUCAAGGAUGAGGAGUAUAUGAAUUCCCUCCGAGAGUAUGGCGGGUCCGCGCGGGAUGUGCGGAUCAUCUCCGACAGCUUCCAAAACGACGACGAGUUCAUGGAGAAGCUUGUGGAGAAGGUGAAGACGGACGUUAAGAUGUCCUUGACGCUCUGCGCGGUGCAGGAGAGCUACGAACGAAUUCGCCAGAAGAGGGACCAUCACGAGACCCAGGUCGUUGCCGACGACGGACGGGACCCCUACGCGGCGUUGAGGACGGGACAGCAGACAGGGUUCGGUGUGCAGAGAACACCUUUAUAAGAAAUUAUCUUUUAUUAUUUUCCAUUUGGGGAGGUUCUAUAUAUCCAAUGAAUAUAUCGCUAUACAUGUUUAUACAUAUAAAUAUUAUUAUGCUAUGUCCUUUUUUUAAAGGUAAAAAAUGCUCUUAAAUGUUUCUGAGGCCGACUAAAGUGCUAAAAAGGUUUUUUAUUCAGUUCUGAAACGA